Molecule: messenger RNA, 3211 nt
Organism: Contarinia nasturtii (swede midge)
Lineage: Eukaryota; Metazoa; Arthropoda; Insecta; Diptera; Cecidomyiidae
Product: copine-9-like
Exons: 5
Coding region: 341-2071 (576 amino acids)
Biological process (GO): cellular response to calcium ion
Cellular component (GO): plasma membrane
Molecular function (GO): calcium-dependent phospholipid binding
Source: RefSeq, a predicted model, not a curated record
AAAGCUGGAGCGUUUGCUGUAGUGUUUUGUUUAUAAACUCAUUUUCAUUUCAACAAUGUUAUUUGUGUGAACUUGUAGUGUGUUUGCUGUUGAAUUUUUGAUAAUAUAAAUUAUUUUUUUCUUAUUAGUGUAAAAUCAGUUAAACGAAAACCAAAAAACGAAACGAACAAACGAACAUUUAGCGAAAAAAAAAACCAAAACAAAUUUCAUUACCUAAUCACUACGAAGUAUUCAUCUCACGGAAAAUAAGUGAGUUGGUUUGUGUUGUGUGAAUGGCAGGGGGUGUGAACUUGAAAAACUCCAAAAACUAUCGAAAACUCGAGACGAAAACAAAACGAAAAUGCCUUUGAAACCGUGGUCAACGAAUACAGCUUAUGCUAAAACUGUUACGAAUGAGAUGUUGGCACCUUUUUUACCAUCAUCGUUGCCAACAUCACAAGUUGAAUUGACGCUUAGCUGCCGAAACCUCAUUAACACAGAUAUCCUCAGUAAGUCGGACCCUUUCUGCAUUGUCCUCAUGCGUGAACCGUGGCAGGAUCAAUAUUAUGAAAUUUCCAGAACGGAGACAAUCGAUGACACGUUGAAUCCGCAAUGGGUGAAAAAGGUGCUGGUGGAUUACAAUUUCGAGACAAUCCAGAAAAUUCGAUUUGAAGUUCUUGAAAAGGAUGUGCAAAGUGAUGAUUUUUUGGGUUUUUAUGAGACCACCCUGUCAGAUCUUGUUUCGUUCAGCGGCCGUCAAUUUAUUGGAAAACUUGGUGGAUUAGACAAAGAAUGCGGAGAAAUAAUUAUCGUUACAGAAGAAGUGAUGAGCUGCAGACAAGUGGCUGAAUUACAUUUUGAAGCAAAAGAUUUGCCAAAAAUGAGUCCGAUAUUUCGAAACGACCCCUUUCUCGCUAUUUCUAGGUCAAAUGAAGAUGGGAGUUACUCAGUUGUGGCGCGAACAGAUCCAUGUCGUUCAACACAAAAUCCAGUAUGGAAACCGAUGGAAAUACGCUUGGCAACCUUGUGUAAUGGAGAUUUCGAUCGAUCCAUUCGCAUUGAUUGCUUUGAUAAUCGAAUGAAUGGGAAUCACAAAAUUAUUGGCACAUGUUACACUUCUCUGCGUAGUUUGGAAAAAAGCGAUUCGCCCAUGCCCUUGAUAAACGAAGAAAAACAGAAAACGGAUCCAGAACUAGGGGCGGCCGGAACAUUGAAAAUUGUUAAAAUUAACAUUACGGAGGAGACGACAUUUCUUGAUUUCGUCCGCAGCGGUACUCAAAUGCAUUUUGCCGUUGCCAUCGAUUUCACUGCAUCGAAUGGCCGACACAGCAAUCCAAACUCAUUGCAUUAUCUAAACCCCGAGCAUUUGAACAAUUAUGAGGUUGCCAUUUGCGGAGUUGGCGAGAUCAUCGAAUAUUAUGAUGCUUCAAAGCUUUUUCCCGCGUUCGGCUUUGGCGCUAAAUUGCCACCAAAUGGGAAGCUUUCGCAUCUCUUUCCCCUGAAUGGUACUCCAAGCUACCCAUUUUGUGACGGAGUUGCGGAAAUCCUCAAGCAAUAUCGCAUUCGCCUGAAAAAUGUUGAACUAUUUGGACCCACGAAUUUUGCACCAGUCAUCAAUACCACAGUCACAAUUGCGCGACAAUUUCAAAAUGGAAGACAUUACUUUGUACUGCUAAUCAUCACAGAUGGGGUCAUUUCAGAUAUGAAACUUACAAAACGUGCCAUUAUCAACGCAUCAUCGCUGCCAAUUAGUAUUAUCAUUGUAGGCGUCGGUGAUGCGGUCUUCGAUAAAAUGGACGAACUUGAUUCGGACGAUGUAAGAUUAACGGUGAAAGGAAGUUACGCCGAAAGAGAUAUAGUUCAAUUUGUACCGUUGAACAAGUUUCUGGCAAAAAAUGGCGAAAGCAUUAAAUCCAAAUCGGACCUAGCAAAAGAAGUGUUGGCUGAAAUUCCGGAACAAAUUACAAGCUACAUGAAAUCACGCGGUUUUAAACCAAAAUUACCCGAAAAGGCAGCCGCCACCGCCUCUGCCGCUGAAACAUUACCAAAUGAUGCAUCUGUUAUUCAACCAACCGCACCAAUGCUAACCUAGUUGAAAAAUAUAUAGAUUUAUUUAACAAAAACAAACAAACAAACAAAAAAUAUCAAAAAGAGACACAACAGAUUAUCUAGAUUUAUAAAAGAAACAACCACAAAUAGAUGGCUUCAUUGAUAUUUUGCAUAGAUUAUUAUAAAUAUUGUUCCGUGUGAAGUAUGUUCCUGAACACAUGUGUAGAAAUAAGUGUUUACCAUAUAGUUGAUAUUAUGAAAAAUAACAACCAGAGUCCAUUUAGAAGCUUUUUUUAGUAAUUUUUUUAGUCAGAUUAUUUAUUAGAAUCGAUGAAGAGUACAAAUUUAUAUGAGACAUUUUUUUUGUUCUUUUUUUAGAGUAAAAAGUGUGUCAAUUUUGAUAAUCACAUCAAAACAACAACAACAAAAGCAACAAUAACGGAUUUAUUGUUUUGUUUCAGUUGCAUGGGUGAUUCGAUUUGUGUUGUCUCACCCUGCUCCCGAACGAACGAACGAUUUAUUUUUUCAAACCGUGUUUAAUAUUCAUACGAAACAUUUCAGGGCAACUCAAUGAGAAACGAGCUAAUUUAUGCGCAUUGCAUAAGUAGGCAUAUACAAUAUGUUACAUGUGUCCACAUUUCGGACCAAAUAUUUUUUACACAUUUGCUGAUUAAUUUUUAAAUUGAGCAGGCCUAAUGCAUCUACGAACAACAACAACACCAACAGCAGCAGCAAAAACAAUUGUUUUUUGUUGUUUGGGUUUUCAAAGGAAUUACCGAGUCUCAAUAAGACUUAAAACAAAAAUCUACUCAAUCUUUCAACAGCCAAUCUUGUUUUUAAACAAUCGUCUCUUAUUUAAACCAAACAAACCACAUUUUAGAAUUGACUAACACUUAAGUAUGUGCUUCUUAAAUGGUGAAUUGAUUUUCAUAUUAAUUGUCCAUUCAAUUGUUAUUCUUUUUUUUAAAAAAUCAUUUAAUGCCAAUCCUAAGAAUCUACAAUCAUUUUUUUUCUCGUCUUUUUCAUUUUCUAUGAAAUGUUUAAGUGAGUGUCUAUUAAGCGAUGUUGUGCAGUGAUAUUAAUCUCUCUAGACGUGAAUCUACUACAAAUGAAUUUCAAUUUCAACACAAUCAAUUUAAAAAAAAAUUCUAUUUGAGAUGUUCAAAAAUUCGCACAAAUAAAA